UUUCACCCACCGUGAAGUUGAAUGGAUCUGGGGCUUUUAUUGUGAAGGCGGGGGCCGCGGCGCAGCUGCUUCCGGUGCUUGUGUUUGGGUGUCGCUCGGCUCGGCUCGGCUCGGCCCAGAACAGACGAACUGCAGCGGCUGUAGUGAGAACCUGCAGGGAGGAACCAUGGCGGCCCCAGCUCUCUCUGGACGGGCCGGUUCGGUGGGCAGCCUCGGUAACAGCCCCACGUCCACGGCCGCCGGGAGGCUGCCCCACGGCGGCUCCGGGCCCGAGCUGGACUUCAGGUCCGCGGCCCGCAUGGAGGACCUGAACCGGCUCAUCCAGGACUUCAGCAAGCACGACCAGCGGGAGUACGACGACCAGCGGGCUCUGGAGAUCCACACGGCCAAGGACUUCAUCUUCUCCAUGCUGGGAAUGGUUCAGAAGCUGGACCAGAAGCUCCCCGUGGCUAACGAGUACCUGCUCCUCUCCGGAGGCGUGCGGGAAGGCGUGGUGGACAUGGACCUGGACGAGCUCAGCGUCUACGCCCGCGGCACCGACUACGACAUGGACUUCACCCUCCUGGUCCCCGCGCUCAAACUGCACGACCGCAACCAGCCGGUGACGCUGGACAUGCGGCACUCGGCGCUGGGCCACUCCUGGCUCAGCCUGCGGCUCUUCGACGAGGGAACCAUCAACAAGUGGAAGGACUGCUGCACCAUCGUCGACCACAUCAACGGCACCACCAACUACUUCUUCUCGCCCACGCUGGUGGCCGACUGGUUCUACCAGUCCAUCUCCCUGGUGCUGCUGGAGGUGCAGAAGAAGCCGCAGCGGGGCAUGCCCCGGGUGGAGAAGGUGGAGCGCCACGGGACGGUGAUCUCCGUCAUCCUGGGCGUGGGCAGCAGCCGCAUGCUCUACGACGUCGUCCCCGUGGUCUCCUUCAAGGGCUGGCCGGCGGUGGCUCAGAGCUGGCUGAUGGAGAACCACUUCUGGGACGGCAAGAUCACCGAGGAGGAGGUGAUCAGCGGCUUCUACCUCGUCCCCGCCUGCUCCCACAAGGGCCGCAAGGAGAACGAGUGGCGGCUGUCGUUCGCCCGCAGCGAGGUGCAGCUGAAGAAGUGCAUCUCGUCCAGCCUGAUGCAGGCGUACCAGGCCUGCAAGGCCAUCAUCAUCAAGCUGCUGUCGCGGCCCAAGGCCGUCAGCCCCUACCACCUGCGCAGCAUCAUGCUGUGGGCCUGCGACCGCCUGCCCGCCAACUUCCUGGCUCAGGACGACUUCUCCGCCCACUUCCUGCUGGGCCUGAUCGACGACCUGCAGCACUGCCUGGUCAACAAGACGUGCCCCAACUACUUCAUCCCGCAGUGCAACAUGCUGGAGCACCUGAGCGACGAGGCGGCCGUGCUGCACGCCCGCAAGCUGUCCUCGGUGCGCUCCGACCCCGCCGAGCACCUGCGCUCCACCAUCGAGCACGCCAAGGCCGCCAACAGGCUGACGGUGGAGCUGCAGUGGCGCGGCGGCGGCGGCGGCGGCGGCUCCACCACCCUGCCGUCGCCGCAGUCGGACGCCGGUGGGGAGAACCAGCCCGACGACCGGCUGGCCAAGAAGCUGCAGCAGCUGGUGACGGAGAACCCGGGCAAGUCCAUCUCGGUGUUCAUCAACCCGGACGACGUGACGCGGCCGCACUUCCGCAUCGACGACAAGUUCUUCUGAGACUGCAGAGGUCCCGGUGAACCCCCCCCCCCCCCCCCCCCCCCCCCCCC
Molecule: messenger RNA, 1743 nt
Organism: Fundulus heteroclitus (mummichog)
Lineage: Eukaryota; Metazoa; Chordata; Actinopteri; Cyprinodontiformes; Fundulidae
Product: protein MB21D2
Exons: 2
Coding region: 167-1693 (508 amino acids)
Source: RefSeq, a predicted model, not a curated record